UCAUCACUCCGUGUCGUCGGCUGAUUCUGUGUGCGGACAACAGGAAAGAGAUGGAGGACUGGAUGGCAGCCCUGAAGAGUGUUCAGAACAGAGAACACUUUGAGUCCACCCAGUAUAGCAUGGAUCACUUCUCUGGGAUGCAUAACUGGUACGCCUGCUCCCAUGCCCGCCCCACUUACUGCAACGUGUGCCGCGAGGCUCUCUCCGGAGUCACCUCGCACGGGCUGUCCUGUGCAGUGUGUAAGUUCAAGGCCCAUAAACGCUGUGCUGUCCGAGCCACCAACAACUGCAAGUGGACUACUCUGGCAUCCAUUGGGAAGGACAUCAUCGAAGAUGAGGAUGGGAUCUCUAUGCCUCACCAGUGGCUGGAGGGCAACCUGCCAGUCAGUGCUAAGUGUACAGUGUGUGACAAGACGUGUGGCAGUGUGCUCCGACUGCAGGAUUGGCGCUGCCUCUGGUGCAAGGCCAUGGUGCACAUGGUGUGUAAGGAGCAGCUGUCCACUAAGUGUCCCUUGGGGCAGUGUAAGGUGUCGGUCAUCCCCCCCACAGCCCUCAACAGCAUCGACUCCGACGGGUUCUGGAAGGCCACCUGCCCGCCCUCCUGCACCAGCCCUCUCCUGGUGUUCGUCAACAGUAAGAGCGGCGACAACCAGGGCAUCAAGUUCCUGCGCCGCUUUAAACAGCUGCUCAAUCCCGCCCAAGUCUUUGACCUCAUGAACGGGGGGCCGCAUCUCGGUUUGCGUCUCUUCCAGAAGUUUGACACGUUCAGGAUCCUAGUGUGUGGGGGUGAUGGCAGCGUGGGCUGGGUCCUCUCUGAGAUCGACACUCUGACGCUCCACAAACAAUGCCAGCUGGGUGUUCUGCCCCUGGGGACAGGAAAUGACCUUGCCCGCGUCCUGGGCUGGGGCUCGGCCUGCGACGAUGACGCACAGCUGCCUCAAAUACUGGAGAAGCUUGAGAGGGCCAGCACCAAGAUGCUUGACAGGUGGAGUAUUAUGGUGUACGAGACCAAGUUCCCGCGACAAUAUUCCAGCUCCGCGAUGACAGAGGAUUGCAGCGGAUUGCAAGAGGUGCAACAGAUUCUGACCUACGAGGAUUCUGUGGCUGCCCAUCUGUCCAUGAUCCUGACUUCAGAUCAGCACUCAGUGGUCAUCUCCUCGGCUAAGGUACUGUGUGAGACAGUGAAAGACUUUGCUACGAUGCCUGCCCCUCCUCCUACCAUCGCUGAGGAGCAGGAGGAGGGCGAGGGGGUUCUGGUGCCAUCGCCCGCCGCCCCCCCGUGCUCCCCCAGGCCCCUGACGGCCAUCUUUAAACCCAGGGAACAGCUGAUGCUGAGAGCCAACAGCCUGAAGAAAGCCAUCAGGCAGAUCAUCGAGCACACUGAGAAAGCGGUGGACGAGCAGAAUGCCCAGACUCAGGAGGUGUUUGCUCUGGGGGCAGAGGAGGAGGAGGAGGAAGAGCAAGUCAAGCUGUUUUUGCAGUCGUCCUACAGUGGGAACGCCUGUAACAGCACCAGGAGCCAUCCAGUCCGCAGAGUGUCCAAGACUCCUUGUGAAAAGCUCAUCAACAAAGGAAGCCUGUCACUGGGCAGCUCUGCGUCACUUCCUGCCCAGACAGGAAGUCGAGAGAGCAUGCCAAUGCUCAACACCAAGAUCCUCUACCCAAGUCUCAGGGCUGGUAUCUCUGGCUCCCUCUCCAGCAGUUCGGUCAUCAGCAAACUGCUGGUCAACGCUGACUCCUUCAGCUGUGACCCAGAGACCUUUGACUGCUACACUGAGAAAUGUGUGAUGAACAACUACUUUGGGAUCGGCCUGGAUGCUAAGAUCUCACUGGACUUCAACAAUAAGCGGGACGAGCAUCCCGAGAAGUGCAGGAGUCGCACCAAGAACAUGAUGUGGUACGGGGUUCUGGGUACCAAAGAGCUGCUGCAUCGCACCUACAAGAACCUAGAGCAGAAGGUACUGCUGGAGUGUGACGGGAGGCCUAUCCCCCUCCCCAGCCUGCAGGGCAUAGCUGUCCUGAACAUCCCCAGCUAUGCAGGCGGCACCAACUUCUGGGGCGGGACUAAAGAGGAUGAUACGUUCACUGCGCCGUCCUUUGACGAUAAGAUCCUGGAGGUGGUGGCGGUGUUUGGCAGCAUUCAAAUGGCUGUGUCCAGAGUCAUCAACCUGCAGCACCACCGUAUCGCACAGUGUCGUACAGUGAAGAUCACCAUCCUCGGGGAUGAGGGCGUGCCGGUGCAGGUGGACGGAGAGGCCUGGGUCCAGCCCCCGGGGUACAUCAAGAUUAUCCACAAGAACCGCACUCAGACUCUCACCAGAGACAGAGCCUUUGAGAGCACGCUGAAGUCAUGGGAAGACAAGCAGAGGUGCGAGUUCCCCCGUCCGCUGCCCCAGUAUGCAUUGCAGCCAGAGAUCGUAUCCGAGGAAGAAGCCUCCCAGAUCAACCUGUUUGGCCAGGCGGCCGGCGCUCUCAUCCACAGUAUCCGAGAGAUCGCCCAGUCCCACCACAGUAUGGAGCAGGAGCUGGCCCAUGCCGUCAACGCAAGCUCAAAGGCCAUGGACGUGGUCUACGCCAAUUCCAAGAGCACAGAGGGUCUGAACUGCAGGGUUGUGGUUCAGAUGGUCAGCAACGUCAAGGCCCUUCACAGUGAGACAGAGCUGCUACUGGCAGGCAAGAUGUGCCUGCAGUUGGACCCUCCACAGAAGGAGCAGUUGACUGAAGCCCUGGGCACUGUGGCUCAGCAGCUACGCAGACUGUCAGACAUACCCUGGCUGUGUCAGCUCAUUGAACCUGGGGAUGAUGAGGGACACCUGGCUGAUUUCUCCAAGCGUAGCCGCAGUGCCAAGUUUUGUCUCGUCCCCAAGUUCAAGAAGGACAAAAACAACAAGAACAAAGAGGCCUGUGCCACUCUCACACUGCCAGUGCACCAGUGGGGCACAGAGGAGGUAGCCGCCUGGCUGGAGCUCAUCUGUCUCACCGAGUACAAGGAGAUCUUUAUUGGGCACGACGUGCGUGGCGCCGAGCUGCUGCACCUGGAGAGGAGGGACCUCAAGGACUUGGGGGUGACGAAGGUUGGCCACAUGAAGCGUAUCCUCCAGGGUAUCAGAGUGUUGAGUCGCAGCAGCAGCACUGCCAGCGAAGCCUAGGCUCUCUCCUGUACGUCUGUGUGUGCUGCACCAGACCCUCUACCCAAACUGACUGUACCCAGCCGCGCUGAACAGCUUGAACGCAAUGGGACCAACAACUCACUUACCUUAACCUCUAUACACUCAAAUAUGGAUUUGAGUUUAGUCAACCAAUCAGAUUUAACACAGUGCCUUUCUUCACUCUCCACCUCGGCAGCAACCAACUGAACUGCAAACGGGGGAGGCCAAACCACUAUUUUAUUUUAUAUUUUUUUAUUUAACCUUUAUUUAACUAGGCAAGUCAGUUAAGAACAAAUUCUUAUUUUCAAUGAUGGCCUAGGAACAGGUUAACUGCCUUGUUCAGGGGCAGAACAACAGAUGUUUACCUUGUCAGCUUGUGGAAUCGAUCUAUCAACCUUUUGGUUACUGGACAAAUGUUCUAACCAGGCUACCUGCCGCCCCUAAUCUUUGCUGCCCCGUGUAAGGAGGGGAGGGGUGUUCAAUGACGUCAGUUGAGAGAGGAAAGUCAGGAGAGAUUGCACGGAAUCCAGUCGGGCUGACUACCAGGAACAAAGCCUGCCGACAGAAAAACUCAACUACCCAGAAUGCCUUAUCAACAAACCAGCGCCAGACUCCAGCAAUUAAUGUUAGACCAAUUUAACUUUUCUUAGGGCUAGACACCCAACUUCCGGUGAAACUGGAGGGUGCGCAAUUCAAAUAAAUAAUUAUAAAUAUGAUGGAUUUUAAACAUUUAUGUACAUAUAAGUGUCUUAUAUUGGCUGAAAGCUUAAAUUCUUGUUAAUCUAACUGCACUGUCCGAUUUACAGUAGCUAUUACAGCAAAAACAUGCCAUGCGAUUGUUUGAGGACGGCGCCCCACAUCAAAAUGUUUUUCCCACCGGCACAGGUUUCAUAUAAUCACAUAUAACGAUUAAAUAUUCACUUACUUUUUGAAAAUCUUCCGCUGAUUUGUCAUCCAAAGGGUCCCAGUUAUAACAUGUAGUGUCGUUUUGAUAGAUAAAAUCCAGUUUAGUUGGCGCCAUCGAUUUGAGUAAUCCACUCGUUCAACUUGCAGAGAAAGGAAUCCAAAAAUCUACCCCUAAACUUUGUUUCAACAAGUCACAAUACAUUUCUAUUUACUCCUCAGAUACCUUAAAAUGUAAUCAAACUAUAAUGUUUAUUUCAGAAAGAAGUAUGUUUAAUAGGAAACCGUUUUAGUAGGUGCGUAAUGUCUUUAUGGAGCUCAAACACAAAUUUCCGAGACUGUGUCCCUCUACUAAAACUGAUAUUUCUUAUUUGUUUUUGAAGUUACAAGCCUGAAACCUUGAACAUAGACUGCUGACACCCUGUGGGAGCCAUGGGAAUUGCAUACAGGUAGCUAAUUUUCAAUAUGACCUUUCUCUUGCAUUUCUAAGAGGAUGGUCUCUCUCAAAAAAAAAAUCUGGUUGGGUUUUCUUUGGAUUUUCUCCUACCAUAUCUAUUGUUAUAUUCUCCUAUAUUAUUUUAACAUUUCUACAAACUUCAAAGUGUUUUCUGUCCAAUGGUACCAAUUAUAUGCAUAUCCUGGCUUCAGGGCCUGAGCUACAGGCAGUUUACGUUGGGCACAUCAUUCAGACAGGAAGUGGAGAAAUAAGGGGCCUAGCCCUAAAGUUUUAAUUCAGUCGUUGAUACAUUUUAGAAGCUCGUUAGCCAAGUCAAGAAUGAUGUAGAAACUAGCAAGGCUGCAUCUCGAAUGACACCUUAUUCCUCAUAUAGUGCACUAUUUUUGACUAGAACUUCAUAGGCCUCUGGUCAAGAGGUAAUGUAGUGUAUGGGGGAUACUAGGAGGUGUCUUUUGAGCUGCACAACGUAUGGGGGCAGACUAUAUUUCCAGAGUUUCCACUGACUGGAUCAUAGAAAAGACGAAUGGAACUGUUUUUUGUAUUGAAAUAUGCAUCUAUUUAUUUCUUAUAUGCAUUGUACCGGAUAUGUUGUCCCAGAGUUUGAAUGUGUUUGAACCAGGAUAUUUCUGAAAAUGACGUGGGACGUCAGGUACUGUAAUAUGCUCCCAAAACCAAAAGAGAAAGAGUGGAAGAGGUCUGAACUACAAGGAUAAGCAGUGACAAUCAACCAAUCACUCUAAUGAAUCGAACCAUGUGCAUGUGUAAUUUCUUUCUCUGUAUGUCUCUCCUCAUCUGUGUCCUUUUUAUACAGAUUACAAUUUCAACUACCUAGGUUGAAUGUGGGGCUGGUGAACUAGACGACCUUGCUUUGUCACCAGACGUCCUAUUUUAGAGCGUGAAGCACCCCCCGAUGGUCGUGUUCAGUAGCACACACCAUAGUGAAAUGAUUGGCAAGGAAAAACAAAGAUCUGUGUUCUUAUCAGAGAAUCAGGUUUCAAAAAGUUUCCCACCUACUGAACAACACUUAUUAUGUAUUGUAUGGAAAAGCCAAACUCAACCAUGCCUUACAUAAUCUACAAACUGUCACAUAUCGGGCAGGUCUCAGGGUCUGUGGAGCACGUUUCGGCACUCUUUGGUGUCAAGUAGAGUUACAGUAGAUCUGUGUCACAUUUUUCAAACAAUGAACACUGCUUUAAGAUUAUUCUCCUCAGUGAAUGUAGUUUCCCCAGACCCAGAUUAUGCCUACUUCUGGAUUAGAAAGGCACACUUAAUGGAGAAUAUACCUCAGAAGUGCUUUUUAGUUCAGGAGUAGACUCAAUCUGGGUCCAAGAAACCGGACGGUAAUGCUUAGAGCCUCUAGUUUUUCCUGACCAUGUUAUAUCCUGAAACUCAACCACUAGCCCCUACCCCCGUUGGCACUUGUGUAGAUCUGAGAGGAUUAGAUAGGAAAAUAAGCAGCAUGGUGGUAGCUCAGUUUUUCCCUCUGACGGGCCAGGUGGAAUUGUCGCAAAUUACUCUUACCUAUCCUCUUAGGUCUGCACAAGUGAAUAAGAGGUACAGGGUUUAUUUGGGAUUCAGGGAAUAUCUAGGGUAUAAUAAGUAGGCCCAGUGUACUUCCUGGUUAAGUACCUGGGUCAGGAGAAACUCUUCGGCUCCCGGGUGGCGCAGUGGUCUAGGGCACUGCAUCGCAGUGCUAGCUGCGCCACCAGAGUCUCUGGGUUCGCGCCCAGGCUGGGCUGGGUUCGCGCCCAGGCUCUGUCGCAGCCGGCCGCAACCGGGAGGUCCGUGGGGCGACGCACAAUUGGCAUAGCGUCGUCCGGGUUAGGGAGGGUUUGGCCGGUAGGGAUAUCCUUGUCUCAGUAUGUAAAAAUGUAUGCACUCUACUGUAAGUCGCUCUGGAUAAGAGCGUCUGCUAAAUGACUAAAAUGUAGUCAUGUUCUCUCCCGCUCAGUCUUGUGUGGAUGUCAGAGGUGUGUUUUAUGUUCUCAUUAUUAUGGUCUGUAUGGUCAUAUCAUUUCCCUCCUCACAACCUUUGGGGUUGUCCCUUUUUUCUUUGCUUGUCCUGAAUCGUGAACCCCUGGGAAGUGGUCUCUAACGUUCCAGUACUUAUUGAUAAUUUAUACGUUAGAAAUAAUACUGAAUGUUAUACCUCUCUUUUCCAUGUACAUAACCCCAACGCCCUGGGCUGUAAUAUGGCUGUCUUGUACAGUGAAAUACCACCAUCCUGUAAUAAAAAUUGUCUGUGUGA
Messenger RNA from Salvelinus fontinalis (brook trout), 6757 nucleotides. Its product is annotated as diacylglycerol kinase delta-like. The transcript is spliced from 26 exons. Gene Ontology annotation, biological process: intracellular signal transduction; lipid phosphorylation; diacylglycerol metabolic process. Bases 51 to 3149 code for a protein of 1032 amino acids. Gene Ontology annotation, molecular function: protein homodimerization activity; protein heterodimerization activity; ATP-dependent diacylglycerol kinase activity. Lineage: Eukaryota; Metazoa; Chordata; Actinopteri; Salmoniformes; Salmonidae. The record is from RefSeq and is a predicted model, not a curated record.